AUGUCAAGCCAAGCUCAGGAGCUCAGUAGCGAGACCAAGCCAGACCAUGUCGCAACUGCUCAACAGGCCGAUGACGAGCCGAAUUCGACGUCAAGUCCGGCAGAUGACGCAGGCGCCCAUUCAGCCUCAAGUUCUUUGCCGAUCAACCAAGAUGAUACCAUAGACGGCAAAGCUGAGGCGGAAGCUGCCGGCGAGAACAGUGACAAUCUAGUCGCUGAACGCUCGGACAGGGCAGAGCAAGACAAUGCCCAGGACGCCGAGGAAGACGCCAAUGAUGAAGAUGACGAUGACGACGGUGAAGAAGAUGACGAUGACGAAGACGAAGAAGAUGAUGAAGAUGAAGAUGAGGAGCCGUCGCUCAAACUCUCGAGGCUUACAUCACACCUAAACCCUGUCUACCGCAACGGUGACGCAACCAGCGCGUUUCUUGUCGCAGGCGAUAAGAUGAUAAUUGGCACACAUAAUGGCAAUAUUCACGUUCUUCAACUCCCCACCUUCCACCCGCUCCGAGUAUAUCACGCUCACUCUGCCUCGGUCACAUCUAUAUCGAUCUCGCCGUAUCCGCCACCGCUACCUUCUGAUCGAUUGUCUGUCCCCGUACCGUCUGCAAGCCUAGCAAGCCAGCCACGAUCGCAGGACGCUUCUCCAGCCGCUGCCUCCAAACGUUCUAGAGAGCCCAUGCAAAUACCAAAGACUCCAUCUAACGACAUACACAUAGCUACCUCUUCAAUGGAUGGCAAUGUCUGUGUGCAGUCUUUAACCGACAUGAAAGACGUCCAGCUACGAAAUUUCGGCCGGCCCGUCCAGAGCGUUGCCUUGUCGCCAGAAUUCAAAUCAGACCGUUCUUAUAUCUCUGGUGGCUUGGCUGGCCAGCUCAUUCUCACCUCAGGCGGUGGCCCAGGUCGCAGCACUUCGACAACGAUUGGAACAGCAGCCGCAACUGCAUCAGGCUGGCUUGGAAGCAUGGGCCUCGGGUCCAACACCGGCAAAGACGCGGUUUUACACUCGGGAGAGGGUACAAUCAACACUAUAAAAUGGUCUUUAUCAGGAAGAUACGUCGUUUGGCUCAACGAGCAAGGAAUCAAAAUCAUGCGCUCCAAGCUGCACCACGAAAACGCAGACAGUGACGACGCCUGGAAACGCAUCGGGCACAUCGACAGGCCACAGACCAACGAAUGGGAUACUAUGGCUAGCGUGUGGAAAGGCCGUGUUGAAUGGAUCGAUGAAAAGGCAGUUGAAAAUGAUGAGGCCGUCGAUUCGCAACAGGAAAGUGUGUCUGCGUCUGCAGCUGCAGGCAGACUCAAAGGCCAGUCCGAUAUACAAUCACCUGCGAUGGAGCGUCUACUCGUUGGUUGGGGGGCUAUGAUAUGGAUCAUUCAUGUUCAUCCCGACGGCUCUCCUGCGAGAAGCGGUGGAAACAAAGCAGUCGGUCGCGCCGAAAUUGCGAAAAUCUUGCGCAUUGACUGUCUUAUUUCUGGGAUUUCUCUCUACACUUCGAAUCUUCUUCUUGUUCUCGCGUUCUCCCCGUCCGAAGACGAUGAAGACGAAGAACAACGCACAGCAGCCGCCCAUAGCCAGCGCCAUUCGGGGUCCACGGACUCUGCAAAGAAUGAACCUUCUGGCGGCAUCAGGAAGCGUCAGAAGAACUUGCCGCCAGAGCUGCGUCUUAUUGAUCUUGUAUCGCAAGCUGAAGUUGAUAAAGAGGAACUAGUAGUGAGCCGCUAUGAGCGACUAUUUUCUGCCGACUAUCACCUCGGUGUCUUACCCGCUCGCAGCGCAGCAAGCGCGGUAGCAUCCAAGGGAGCUCUGGAGACGAUCGCCGGGCUCGGGAGUGAGAUGUGGAAUGCCGCGAUUAACCCUAGAGCUCUUUUCAGCUCGGGAGCCAGUAUUCGAAGCAGAGACAGCGGAGACGACUUUACUCCCGGCUCUAGAACAGCCAGUACCAGUGGAACAAUUCGAGGCGGGCCAACCAGGUCAGGGCCGCUUCCCGUUCAUCCCAGUCUUAGCAAGCCUGGCGCCAAGAUUUUUGUGCACAGUCCUUAUGACUGCAUACUGGCAACCAAAAGAGACUUGGGUGACCAUCUCGCCUGGUUGUUGGAGCAUGAUCAAUACAGUCAAGCUUGGGAGCUUCUAGAUGAAAACCCAGACAUAUUGGCAGACACAACGGGCGACUCAAACCCCUCUACGCGAGGCCCUGUGGAGGCGUUCGAGGAUGAAUCCAUCGCAGACUCCAUUGCCAGAAGCACUCAAAGUGCAGUGGGAAAGGAGAAGCAACGGAUAGGAGAGCUCUGGAUCAAAGAGCUAAUUGAUGAUGGACAAUGGGCUGAGGCAGCGGAGGUCUGCGGCAGGGUCCUGCAUUCCCCUGAUCGCUGGGAGAAGUGGGUGUGGACGUUUGCUGGAGCAAAGAAGUUUGACGAGAUCACAAACUACAUUCCUUCCGCUCCGAUGCACCCACCCAUACCAACCACAGUGUACGAGGUUGUCCUCGGCCAUUAUAUCCACCACGACAAACCUCGGUUCCGAGAUUUACUCGAUCUGUGGUCCCCGGAGCUGUUCGACAUCAAGACAGUUACAACAGCACUUGAGAACCAGCUCAAGUUUCGGGAUGUGCGUCAAGAUAGUAUUGACGACGGCGAAAAGGGCAGAGAUUGGGGCAUCGUCAUCCAAGGUCUUGCCCGACUGUAUGAAGCCGGAGGGCGUCAGCGCGAAGCUCUCAAGUGCUAUAUCAAGCUCCAAGACGCUGAUUCUGCGUUCCGUCUCAUCAGAGACAACCAUCUCGCAGAAGCAGUGGCGGAUGAUAUUCCAGGCUUCAUCGGCCUGCGUGUUCCUGCCGGCGGAGUGGACCGAAUGACGAAAAAAGACCUGGCCAAUGCGACUUUGGAUGCAAUCACAUUGCUUGUUGACGAGGCGCAGCACGGGCUAGUUGGUCCCAAGCAAGUUGUAGAGCAACUUCAAGCAAAGAAGUUUCGCUUGUAUCUCUUCUUUUACCUGCGUGGUCUAUGGCAUGGAGACGGGGUGAAGGAGCAUGCCGGAGAGAAUCGCGAUCACUUGGUCCUAGAAAGCCGGGCGUUGGUGGAUGACUUUGCCGAUCUGGUUGUCACGCUCUUCGCUACGUAUGAGAGAACGCUCUUGAUGGACUUUUUGAAAACUUCAACUGCAUACACAUUUGACAAGGCUGUGGAAGAAUGCGAGCAGUUUAAGUACUAUGAUGAGCUGGUAUAUCUGUACUCGAAAACAGGACAGAUGAAGCGCGCACUGUAUUUGAUCAUCGAUCGAUUACGCAAUGUGGAAAAAGCCAUUGAAUUUGUUAAAGAGCAGGAUGACCCGGAUCUGUGGAAUGACUUGCUUGAUUACAGUAUGGACAAACCAAGCUUCAUCCGAGCACUUCUCGAGCAAGUCGGCACAGCAAUCAACCCCAUCACGCUAGUGCGACGCAUUCCUGAAGGGCUCGAGAUAGAAGGUCUCAGAGAAGGUCUCACACACAUGAUGAAGGAGCAUGAGCUCCAGCACAGCAUCAGCUCCGGCGCAGCAACAGUCAUGCGCAGCGAGGUCGGACUGAAACAGAAAGAGCUGCGCGCGGGCCAGCGGCGCGGUGUCAGGUUUGAGACCGCCGCACUGCCGACCAAGGCGUCCAAGGCGGAGCAAAAGCCAGGGGCUAGUGAGACCAAGUCGGAGGCUGCGAAAGAAAACAAGGUGGCCAAGGGGUCUAAACCUGGCCAUUGCGUUGGUUGCGGCGAAGCAUUUACGGAAUAUGAGAUGGAAACUCUGGUGGGCUAUGCGUGCGGUCACGUCUACCACGUCAGCCAUCUGAUGGAGAUGCUGAAUCAUUCCAGCAAAGUGGAUAUCGACAUCGGCGGCGAUGGCCAGGACAGUGGCCGCUAUCUGGUGGGCGUCAAGGUUAUGAAGGCGAGAUUACUACGCGACAAGGUGCGGGGAGGCUGCCCCGUCUGCCAUCCAGCCAAAUGA
Messenger RNA from Beauveria bassiana ARSEF 2860, 3966 nucleotides. RefSeq names its product WD domain-containing protein. The transcript has 5 exons. Bases 1 to 3966 code for a protein of 1321 amino acids. NCBI's taxonomy places the organism in Eukaryota, Fungi, Ascomycota, Sordariomycetes, Hypocreales, Cordycipitaceae. Gene Ontology annotation, cellular component: late endosome; HOPS complex. Gene Ontology annotation, biological process: cellular response to starvation; endosomal vesicle fusion; vesicle-mediated transport. Gene Ontology annotation, molecular function: protein binding. The record is from RefSeq and is a predicted model, not a curated record.